AUGAGGACGUUCCUCUUUCUCUUUGCUGUUCUCUUCUUUCUGGGUCCAGCCAGGAGUGAAUUUUUUGAUGAGAAAUGCUACCAUGUUGGAGGGAGAUGCUUGAAAUCUUGUCGGAAAAAUGAAGAACUUGUUGCUCUCUGCCAGAAGUCCUUGAAAUGCUGUCUGCCGCUCCAACCGUGUUGGAAGAAUAAAUAA
This is a messenger RNA of Equus caballus (horse), 195 nucleotides long. RefSeq names its product beta-defensin 15-like. The record is from RefSeq and is a predicted model, not a curated record. Gene Ontology annotation, biological process: innate immune response. Lineage: Eukaryota; Metazoa; Chordata; Mammalia; Perissodactyla; Equidae. Gene Ontology annotation, cellular component: extracellular region.